AUGACCUUCUUGCAACCGUUUCCGACCUGUCUGCUAGCAAGGACGGUGGUACCGACCUGGGUGCGGGGAGUGGCAACGGUAGGGAUAAAGUUACCCGCACUCCGUAUUAUUGUCGCGAAGGACAAAGAGAGAAGCGAACAAGGGCAGAGGGUCAAUUCGAACAAUCGCCACGCCUUACCUCCUCGAUCGCAAAGGGCAGAGGCCGAAAUAUACAAGAAUGAGCCCAAGCGGGGAGCAAUGGUGUAUUUCUACCAGGGAGAAGUCGCCAGCCGGCCAAAAAGAUCCAAUAAUUCGUUCCCAGGAGUGAAAAAGAAAUAA
This is a messenger RNA of Uncinocarpus reesii 1704, 318 nucleotides long. RefSeq lists its product as uncharacterized. The transcript is spliced from 2 exons. The coding region runs from base 1 to 318 and encodes 105 amino acids. The record is from RefSeq and is a predicted model, not a curated record. Lineage: Eukaryota; Fungi; Ascomycota; Eurotiomycetes; Onygenales; Onygenaceae.